ACCACCAUUUUUUUUUAUUUGUUUCUGUUUGUUUGUUAUGUGUUGACGGCUGACCAUCAGUACUCAGUGUCAAGUUUUUGUAUUAAUUUAUGAGGGUUAUGGUACCAUUUGACCAACUUUAGUGAAGACAACUAAUAUAAAGACAACAAAGUGAAGAUACCAUGCUACAAGACACUGUGUUAAUUCGACACUUACCCUCAUCCCUAACACAUCAAGAGAAGACAGACCUGUUGCAACAUUUUGGUGCUAAGGAUGUCAAAAUCAUUGGUGCAGAAACAAAAAAGACAAAUCUGGUUUAUGCCAGAUUUGAAAACAGCAAGGCAGCUGAAGUUGCUGUUCAGAAAUUGCACCAGUUGGAUGUUCUUGGCCAAAAGAUAUCAGCUGAAAUAGCAAGAGGGCCCAAUACAAAUCCGGAUGAUCCUAUUCAAAUUAGCACAUUCAAUGUUUACGAUGACAAACAAGAUCUAAUUUUGAAAGCAAGAGAAGCUUUUUUAAAGAAAUUAGGCCUUUCAAUAAAAAAUUAUGACUUUAGUCAACCACCUCCGUUAAACAUCUAUUAUCAGUAUCCACCCCCGACAAGAAUAGUUUUGGAAAACAUAUGUAAAGCGAUGGCCAACAUACCGAAACUGUACAAUCAAGUCCUACAUUUAAUGAACAAAAUGAAUCUGCCUUGCCCAUUUACCAAUAAUUAUCCUCUAGAAUGUGAUCUGUUUAAAGAAGAAAAACCAGUUGAACCUGUAGCUUACGAGAAGGUAAAAACAUUUGAAGAGGAGAAAACUCAAGAAGAUAUGAGUACAUCAGAAGAUGAGUCAGAGAUGGGGAGUGAUUUUGAAUGUCAGACUGGAGAGAUAAUACCAUUGAAAAGAAAAAGAGGCCACAGAAAAGUUAUAAAAAGGCCAAAAUUUUUGAAACCCCAGAUUCCAACAGUUCAAAGUGUCAAGGUUCCUACUUUGAAAACGGAUGAUGUUUUUGAAAGCGCUCAGAAAGAACAAGUUCCUAAAAAAAUAGAGAUGAGAAUUACGUCAGAUUUAAGUUCCAUUCAAGAAGCUCAGGAAAUUCAAGCUGCUGGUGGUGCAAAGGAAGGUUUUGAAGUUAUAAAAGCGCCACAAAAGACACAAGAAAAUCCAGUAGAACCAGACACCAAUGAGGAUAGCAAUUUAGAAGAUUCAAGUUCAACAUUUAUUUCAGCUGAACAGCUUGCUGCCAACAGGAUCUCAUUGAGAGACCAACGAGUACUGCCUGUUUUCAAAAAUUAUCAGCCUGGUGCUCCUUCAUGUAGACUUUACGUCAAGAACUUGGCCAAGCAGGUCCUAACCAGGGACCUUCAUUUCAUCUACCGAAGGUACUACAGACCAGAAUUGGACCAGGUGCAAGGUUCAAUGUUUGACAUCAGGCUGAUGCAAGAAGGCAGGAUGAAAGGACAAGCAUUCAUCACAUUACAGAGCGUGGAGCAAGCCCAAGCUGCCCUCAAAGAUACGAAUGGAUACAUUCUUAAAGAUAAACCAAUGGUUGUACAGUUUGCCAGAUCUGCUGUAGCGAAAUAAAUGUUUGUAUUUUAUUUUAA
Molecule: messenger RNA, 1564 nt
Organism: Homalodisca vitripennis (glassy-winged sharpshooter)
Lineage: Eukaryota; Metazoa; Arthropoda; Insecta; Hemiptera; Cicadellidae
Product: RNA-binding region-containing protein 3-like
Exons: 6
Coding region: 162-1544 (460 amino acids)
Biological process (GO): mRNA splicing, via spliceosome
Cellular component (GO): U12-type spliceosomal complex
Molecular function (GO): U12 snRNA binding; pre-mRNA intronic binding
Source: RefSeq, a predicted model, not a curated record